Messenger RNA from Nasonia vitripennis (jewel wasp), 615 nucleotides. RefSeq names its product peptidyl-tRNA hydrolase ICT1, mitochondrial. The record is from RefSeq and is a predicted model, not a curated record. NCBI's taxonomy places the organism in Eukaryota, Metazoa, Arthropoda, Insecta, Hymenoptera, Pteromalidae. Gene Ontology annotation, molecular function: translation release factor activity. Gene Ontology annotation, cellular component: mitochondrial large ribosomal subunit. Bases 1 to 615 code for a protein of 204 amino acids. The transcript is spliced from 3 exons. Gene Ontology annotation, biological process: mitochondrial translational termination.
AUGAACCACAUAGGACAACAGUUUUUGAAAGUUUUGAAGAACGAUCUAACAAACAAAAGCUUAUUAUGUGCUCGUGGAAGAACUCUAUCAUACAAAAGCGCUUAUAGCUUGGAAAAUCUGUAUCCAAAAAGCAAUUUAAAUUUGAGUUCACCAAAUUUUUUAGCCAAAGAUCCAUCUGCAAAGUUUAGCGGGUAUAUUCCUAUAAAAGAAAUAGAUGUGACGUAUUCCAGCAGUAGUGGUCCAGGAGGUCAGAAUGUUAAUCGUGUCAGCACAAAGGUGGAUUUGAGAUUCAAAGUCGAGGAUGCAUCCUGGUUGUCCAAUGAAAUAAAAGAAAAAUUAUUGGAAAAGCAUCCAAAUCAGAUAAAUAAAAAUGGAUAUUUAAUAAUCAAGUCUGAUCUGACAAGAUCGCAGCAAUUAAAUUUAGCCGAUGCUUUACACAAAUUGAGACAAAUGAUUAGAAAUCUCAUUGAGGUGCCAUCUGAACCAUGUGAAUUGACACAAGAGAAACACAGGAAGAAGCAGAUAAAGGCAGCUCAAGAGAGAGUAUUUGCUAAGAGAAGAAGAUCGCAAACAAAAAGUGAUAGACAGGGGCCAAGCGUGUACGACAGCCUCUAG